Molecule: messenger RNA, 384 nt
Organism: Parnassius apollo (apollo)
Lineage: Eukaryota; Metazoa; Arthropoda; Insecta; Lepidoptera; Papilionidae
Source: the annotation of a GenBank genome assembly
AUGUUAUAUUUUAAAGGUGUAAAUGUGCGAGACAAUAAAGUAUAUGAGGUAUCAAUACCUUUACACUCUGAUGUGAUUCCAGAAAAGAGCAAUUUCGUAAAUAAAGGCCGAUGCAUAGAAAUAGUGCUCCAAAAAGAAAAUACAUCUAGUCGUUUUUGGCCGUCGCUACUAUGCGAUGGAAAGAAACCACAUUAUUUAAAAAUAGACUUUAAUAAAUGGCGUGAUGAGGAUGACGAAGAAGUAGAAGAAAGCGGCGGCGACGCUUUGGAUUUAUCGUCGAUGUUGCAGGCUAUGGGCAGCAACAAAGGUUCCGGUGACAAAAAGCCGUCAUUUGAUGAUUUGGAAAGUGAUUCGAAUGACGAGAAUUUGCCGGAUCUAGAAUGA